UUGAAUAAGGAAGAAAAGAAAAAGCAGCACCACAACCAAAAACAGGGACGAUUAGAAGUUCAGGACAACACGAGGGAGAAGGGGACCCAAAACCAAAUGAUGGUUCAGGGGAAAGAGAAUUUAGCACUGGCGAAGGGUGUGGGCGUGGGGUUGUGAGAGAGACGGAGAACAGAGUUAAGGUCUCAACUCUCCAAGUUUGGCCCAAAGCUCCGAGCUGCAGAGUUAUUUGAGUAGAUCCAGAUCCCCUCCCCACUCCCCGCCUUCUCUCCAGCGGCCAAGGAGCUCAGAAAAGAGAGAGAGAGACACACAGAGAAAGGGAAACAGGGACCAGAGGUAUAAGCUAGCGGAGAGAAAUCUAGCUCUUUCUCGGCCAUGGAAGCGGUGGUGCGGCUGAAGAAAGGCGAUCGGCGGCUGUCGUGACCCUCCGCCUCCACCACCGCCACCGCCACCACUUUGGAAAAUGGAGUCGGCGAGGCAGCGGUCAGAGAGAAAGAGAAACAAAAGGAGAGAGCCUCCCAGCUAAAAAAAAAACAAAAAGCAGCGAUUUUUUUUUUUUUACACCUUUUAAAAAGGAAAGAGAGCACUCUCUCCUCUCCUCCUCUCCUCUGUUCCACCUGGUGGUAAAUAGAGCUCUUUUCUACUUCCUCCACCAAAACACACACCCAUCCCCGGUUUCCUUAUUUAUUCCAAUACUCAAAAGAGCUUCUUUUCCUUUCUCUCUUCCUUGUUUUCUUCUUUCUUUCUACUGCAGCAGUUCGUUGUGUUGAAAAAGAGUGAAAAAGGGGCAGAGAAAGAAGAGGAAAAGAGGGGAAGCUCCAAGGUCUCAUCUUUGCUGUGCUCUUGGAUCCUAUGGACGCCUACGAGGCGACGAGGAUCGUGUUCUCCCGGAUCCAGAGCCUGGACCCGGAGAACGCCGCCAAGAUCAUGGGACUCCUCUUGAUCCAGGACCACGGCGAGAAGGAGAUGAUACGCCUUGCCUUCGGCCCCGAGACCCUCGUCCACUCCAUCGUCCUCAAGGCCCGCAACGAGCUGGGCCUCGUCCCCGUCUCCUCCCCCGCCUCCCCCUCCGCCACAGCCGGCGGCGGCCCCACCUCCCCCUUCCUCCUCGGCCGGCAGAACUCUUCUAGACUCCUCGGUGGCCUCACCGUCAGUUCCCCCACCUCGUGGGCUCCGCCACCGGUUUUCUCGAGGAGUAGUAGUGUGAGCAACGUUAAUGGCGUGGGCGACGAUAUACAGAGCCCGGACGAGCUCGUGAGCCCCAGCAACCAGGCGGUGGCGUCGCCGUUCUACGGCGCCGGGGAUCUCAUCAACGAGCUCCAGCUCCCGGACCAGCUUUCCUUCCUCAACGACACCGCCUCCGCCGUCCCGGUCACCGCCCCGAGCCCCGCCCAUGGCCUCCAUAUCAGCCCCAAAGGCGGCGAUUUUUUCUACCCGGAUGUCGCUGGGGAGUGCCGGAGCCCGAGCGGUGGCGGGGACGGCAUGCUGUUACCUUACUCCAUUGGCGGUGGGGGUGGGUGGGGGGCGAACGGCGGCCACCAUCGCCGCAGCUUCUCCGUCGCCGACGCCUGCCUCGGGUCGGAGGCGGCCGGAGCGGGAUUUGGGUGGCGGCCUUGCCUCUACUAUGCGAGGGGGUACUGCAAGAACGGCGCGAGCUGCCGCUUCCUCCAUGGGGUCCCCGACGACACCGCCAUCGCCGCCAUGGCGACCGGUGGCAAGAUGGACCCCGUCGUCGAGCAACAGUGCCAAGAGCUUCUUCUGAGGUCCAAAUCCCAGAGGCUGGGCGGCGCCUCCCAGCUCAUGGCCUCCGCCUUCCCUUACUCCCCCACUGGAUCAGUGCCGGCCUCGCCUUCAUCCUCCAUCAAAUGCACAAACUUUCUCCUCCAGCAGCAGAAUGAAAGCCAAAGGGCGGCGGCAGCGGCGGCAGCGGCGGCGCUGAUGUUGGGCGGCGGCGACGAGACACAGAGGUUCAUGGGGCGGUCUCGGAUGGAAAGGACCGACUUUGCGGCGAUGUCGAACCCGGCGUCGCGACAGAUCUACCUGACCUUCCCGGCCGACAGCACCUUCCGGGAAGAAGACGUCUCCAACUACUUCAGCAUCUAUGGGCCAGUACAGGACGUGAGGAUACCGUACCAGCAGAAGCGGAUGUUUGGAUUUGUGACCUUCGUCUACCCGGAGACGGUAAAGCUGAUCCUUGCCAAGGGCAACCCCCACUUCGUCUGCGACGCCAGGGUCCUCGUCAAGCCCUACAAGGAGAAGGGCAAAGUCCCCGACAAGUACAGAAAGCAGCAGCAACAGCAGGCUGAGAGGGGGGAUUUCUCUGGGUGUUCUACUCCCACCGGCCUGGACUCCAGAGACCCUUUUGAACUAUCUCAACUUGGGCCAAGGAUGUUGUACAGCUACAAUAGCAGCAGCCAAGAGACAAUUUUGAGAAGGAAGCUAGAAGAGCAGCAACAGGCAGCGGAGCUCCAGCAAGCCAUCGAGCUCCAAGGGCGGCGAUUCAUGGGCCUCCACCUCGACCUCACAACCCGAAACCACAUCACUUUGGCCGCUACCGCUUCCACCACCACCACCACCAUCUCAACACCCACCAUCGUCCCUGCUCCAACUGAUGCAAAGAUCGGCAGCAACCAAGAAGCAGCAACAUCCCAAGAUAAGAGCCUGAAUAGUUGUGCAACAGUGGCAGAGCAGCGGCCGGGCAGCAGCCCCCAUGGGGUUGCUCCCCAGCCGGUGGUCAAUGCUGCUGCCAACAAGGAGGAAUCAGCUGGAGAUCCUACCCACAAUGAAGAUGGUUGCUCCCAAGAAAGUUUGGAGCACAACCUGCCAGAUAGCCCCUUUGCCUCACCCAUCAAAGCUUCCUUCGCCGGCAACUCGUUCUCCAAUACGUCAUCCACCGAAGCAGACUUGGUCGCUGCUUCUCUCCCUCAGAAUAACAGCAGUAAUCUUCUCAUGACCUCGACGUUGUUCCCCCCCACUUCUACGCUUGACAUGGCUUCCUUCAAUUCAUGCUUCUUUCAAAUGCCUAGGUUCUCUUCGGGUCAUGGAGCUGUGGGGAUGUGAAUAGGUGAAAGAAAAGGAUUAGAAGCUGGAAACAAGGAAAAGAGGACAACAAAUUUGGCUCAUAGGUUACUUUUUUUUUCUUUUUUAAAUUUAGUUAUAGACAAGAAAAGGUCCCACACUCCAUCCCCUACCUCUCUUUAAACCAGAAGGCUCACUACUGCCGGAAGAAGACGAAAGGGACAAGAUGAGGGAUGUGAUAUGAGGAAGGAGAGAGGAAUGGUAAAGGCCAUAGCUAUCAUCUUUUAUCCAUUAAUGAGUGCAGCUUAGUUACAGUACUCUACUACACUACGGGUCAUCUGCCUACUUGCCCUUCUACUAAAUAUGUCAUGAUAGUUGCAUACGGAGUAACAGACACCGAAACAGAAGAAGAGAAAGAGAACAGACAAAAGCAAGACUGAUCUCAGAAAGGACAGCAAAUGUAAGCAAAGGACCAAGCCAUAGCGGAGAAGAGAGAAUCGAGAGGACCGUCGCCACUGUGUCACACCUAUCAUCCUCUCUCCCGUGUAUCUCCACCCUACCUCCCUCUUGUUGAGCUUUUUCCUUUUUGAUGUUAGUUUACUGUAGGAAGUGACAAGGAAAACCCCAAAAAAAGGAAAGGAAACCGACAAAUAAUUACUGCUCGUUUUACAUGGUGCUAUUUUUCGUGUUGGAUGUUACUUUUUAUAUUUUUUUAAGGAGGGAAACUAGUUGUAUGCAUGCACGUAGUCAAGAUUGGCUUCUGUGUGGUGUGAAUCAUAAACUACUACCUCCAUAUAUAUAUAUAGUCUUGCAUCCAUAUCAUCCGUAUCAUGCUGGAUGCAGAAUUUGAAGGUGGAUUGGGUUUGCCUUGAA
Messenger RNA from Elaeis guineensis (African oil palm), 3888 nucleotides. Lineage: Eukaryota; Viridiplantae; Streptophyta; Magnoliopsida; Arecales; Arecaceae. The record is from RefSeq and is a predicted model, not a curated record.